AUGCAGCGAGUCCAUGAAAUGCUACGCGAAGGGGGUUGGGAUGAGAAGGCUCUGGUUUUCCCACCCUCUGCUGCGAGGGACGUCAUGCGCAUAUUUGCAGCUCACAAGGUAGACAUCUUGCAGACCAGCGGCAGCGUGGCACUGCAGAAGGCGUGGCAUGCGUAUGUUGGCGGCGCUGCUGGCGCAGUGGCUGGCGGCCUAGUUUGGCAGUGCAGGCCAUUGAUCAUCCGUGGCCUUACCCACGGCCUUCGCAGUAUCAUGAGCGCCGAAGCGAGUGGAAUUUGGGCCACACGUCUUGGGAGUGUUGCCUGUGGCAAUGUGGCUGGUGCAGCUGGCGUGGCUGUCGGAUGUGCCGUCUCGGCAGCGUUGCCUUCCAUGUUCAAGCAGCGCUACCAGGUUGUGAUGCAGCGUAGAGAAGACAAGCACGAGAUCAUCAUGCUGGACUCCGGGGUUCCUUCUCGUGAGCUCCUGCUAGGAUGUGAAGCUGAGGAAAUGCUGGCGAGCAUCACGGGUCAGGCAGAGUUCAAACAGAUGAUUCGCGACGGUGCCUUGCUCGAGCACCAGAACAGGUUGCGGUCUCAAGCAGGGAAUGGUAGGCAGAGGCAUCGGCCUGGGCAUGUUCUGUUGAAGGGCAAACCUGGAACAGGGAAAACCACCGCCGCACGCAUCUACGCAAGCAUCUUGUAUCACCUGGGCCUCAUCCCAAACAACCGUCUCGUAGAAGUGCAACGUGGCGAUUUGGUUGGACAAUAUAUUGGGUUGACGGAGCACAAGACGAAAUGCAAAAUUCGUGAAGCGAUGGGUGGGGUCUUGUUUGUGGACGAGGCCUAUCAACUUGCAACUUCUUCCGACGUAGACUUUGGGAAAAACGCUUUGGAAGAAAUCAUGAGCGUCAUGGAGAGAGGCGAUCCUGUGAUUGUUUUCGCAGGCUACCCAGAUAGGAUGGAGACAUUCCUGGAGGCGAAUGAUGGUCUUAAGAGGCGGAUACAGCACACCUUCACCUUCCAAGAUUUUUCCACCCAAGAGUUGGCGCAGAUUUUUCUGCGCAAGGCGAAGCAGGGAGCUUGGAGGCUCAAUGAAGUCACUGAAGAGGACAGAACAAGUUGCGCUCGCAGCAGCAAGGAGCAAGCUCGAAGGCUCGACCAGUUACGCGCCCGCGCUGCUGUGAUUUCUCCGCAGAUGGAGCAAACCCUUGAGCUGGGCUUGAAGCCACCAAUCAGAGAAUUUCUGAAUUUGGAGCCAAGCCAAACAAUUUUUCUGAUCCUGGCCUACCAGGCGUCUGGCAGUGAAUUUCCUGAAAGUUUCGGCCAUUUGUUGAUUCCGCUGGUUGGCCUUACAAGGGUGACCGCUGCCUCCCCCUCUGAUCACUCCGAAACAAGCCAGACGGGUAUAGGUCAAAAUUGGACUGCCGAUGAAUCCACCUAA
This is a messenger RNA of Cladocopium goreaui, 1425 nucleotides long. Lineage: Eukaryota; Dinophyceae; Suessiales; Symbiodiniaceae. The record is from the annotation of a GenBank genome assembly.